AUGGCGAGUAUGGCCAUAGUUUCGCCAGUGGCUGGGUCUUCACCAUCGGCGAUGGACUCUGAGGAGUCCUAUGGUCCCUAUGCUGAUUCGAAAAGCAGUAUUUGUGGGAGGAGCUAUAUGGGGUUUUCAAUUGGUGGGAACUUCCUUGGUGUGUCAGGGGAGGCUUCAACAUUACUUGCUUCUCAGAGGAAAGGCACUGAGUUUAUUUUCUGCAGGUGGAGAAGUGCCCUUCUUUGGAGAGCUUUCUUUACAACAGCUGUUGUUGCAAUUGUACUCCGUGCUUUCAUUGAUCUUUGUUUAAGUGGCAAAUGCGGACUAUUUGGUACAGGGGGGCUGAUAAUGUUCGAUGUGUAUUCAGCCAAUAUUUCAUAUCAUCUUGACGAUGUGCCUCCUGUGCUUGCCCUUGGUAUUAUAGGGGGCAUAUUGGGUAGUUUAUAUAAUUUUCUUUUGGAUAAGGUUCUCCGAAUAUACACUCUCAUUAAUGAGAAAAGCAUUUUUAACAAAAUUUUUCUUGCUUGCUUGAUCUCCAUUUUCACAUCCUGUCUUCUUUUCGGAUUACCAUGGCUUGCAUCUUGCCGAAUUUGUCCAGCUGAUGCAACUGAAGCCUGUCCUACAAUAGGCCGCUCUGGUAACUACAAGAAGUUCCAGUGUCCUCCUGGUUACUACAAUGAUCUUGCAAGUCUCAUUUUUAACACAAAUGAUGAUGCUAUCAGAAAUCUUUUUAGUAAAGGCACCGAUUCCGAGUUCCAACACUCCUCAGUUCUUAUAUUCUUUAUCACCUGCUUUUUCUUAAGCAUCUUUAGCUAUGGGGUUGUUGCUCCUGCCGGUCUCUUUGUGCCUGUUAUUGUUACUGGUGCAUCUUAUGGACGUCUGGUUGGAAUGUUACUUGGUUCACACUCUAAUCUUAACCAUGGCCUUUAUGCUGUGCUUGGUGCUGCUUCCUUUCUUGGUGGGUCUAUGAGGAUGACAGUUUCUCUCUGUGUAAUUAUCCUAGAAUUGACCAAUAAUCUACUAUUGCUGCCAUUGAUAAUGCUGGUGCUUCUUGUUUCCAAGACUGUAGCAGAUGCUUUCAAUGGCAAUAUCUAUGACCUUAUCAUGAAAGCCAAGGGGUUUCCUUAUCUUGAGACUCAUGCUGAGCCAUAUAUGAGGCAGCUGACAGUAGGUGACAUUGUCACAGGCCCGCUGCAGCUCUUUAAUGGCAUUGAGAAGGUAAGUAAUAUUGUACAUGUUCUUCGAACUACAAAGCACAAUGGCUUCCCUGUAAUUGAUGAGCCUCCGCUUUCCGAAUCCCCAGUUCUUUUUGGUAUAAUCCUACGAGCUCACCUUAUUACAUUGUUAAAGAAGAAAGCUUUCUUAUCCACCCAAGUCCCAACAGGCAUUGAUGCCUGGAAGCAGUUUUCAGCGGAGGAUUUUGCAAAGAGGGGUUCAGGCAAUGGUGACAAGAUAGAAGAUAUUGGAUUAACUGAGGAAGAGAUGGAAAUGUUCAUAGAUUUACAUCCUUUUACUAAUGCUUCUCCUUAUACUGUUGUGGAGACAAUGUCGCUAGCAAAGGCUCUCAUACUUUUUCGAGAAGUAGGUUUAAGGCACCUGCUGGUGAUACCCAAGAUCUCUCUUAGAGCCCCUGUGGUGGGUAUAUUAACUAGGCACGACUUCAUGCCAGAACACAUAUUAGGUUUGCACCCACUGCUGGUAAGGAGCAGGUGGAAAAGAUUAAGAAUCCGGUUCCCAUCUUGGGGUAAAAUCUUUUAGGGUUUCUCGGCAAACAUCAGAGCAUAGUCAUGAGAAUAAGUUUGUACAUAGUUUUAAUGGAGCUGCAGGUUACUGAAUCAUUACAGAACUGGCUUUUUUUCUUCUUUUCCAAUAUCUUUACAAAGUUCAGAGCUGAAGAGGGCCAGGUAUGGACAAAUCUUGUUCAAUUAACAAUAUGAUGAACAAAGUGAUUGUUUCAUGAACCAUUACUUGUGCCAACUCUUGUAUAUUGUGGUACAUUAAAUAAAUUAUUAAUGCUAUCUUUUGGGAAUUUUUACUUGAAAAUUUA
Corylus avellana is the source of this 2038-nucleotide messenger RNA. The record is from RefSeq and is a predicted model, not a curated record. Lineage: Eukaryota; Viridiplantae; Streptophyta; Magnoliopsida; Fagales; Betulaceae.